AUGAAAAAAGUAAUAGAAGAACUUAUUUUAAUUGCUAAUUGGUUACGUAAAUAUAGAAACGGUGAUUUUACUUCUGUAUAUGCAACAAUUCGAUCAAAAACACUUGUGCAAUCACUUAAGAAUUUAAAGGAACAUCUAAAAUCUUGUAGUGGAAACAGCAAUACUCUUCCAGCACAUAAUUCUCCUUUGUUGGGAGGUAGAAGAAAUGUAAGAGAAAAUGCAGUUCGAAGGACCUCUAGAAGAGGAAUUCAAAAUGUCUUUAUGAAGAAAGCAUCAGCAGCUUUUAUGAAAUAUUCUCCAGCUGUAGAAGGUACUGUUCUUGGUCAGAGAUUUCAAACUUCUCUUCUGCCUGAAACAAAAGAUGAUAUUAUUGAACAAGAAUUAGAAGGUUAUCUCACUUCAAUAUCAGCCUUAUGUAAAUUAAUGCAGAGUGAACUUCAGUUAAUGAAUAAAAUCAUCAUUCCUUCAGAGCAAGUAGCUGUUUUUGACAGAGUUGUGCAACAAGCUCUUGAUAAUGUGAUUUCAGAAGGAGAAGGACUUGCCACACGAGUUAGAAAAUGUGCUGCUCGGCACGAGUUUUCUACUGCACUUUCCUUAUUUCCUGUUUUGCGCCAUUUAAAUGCCAUUAAACCUGAAUUUGAUGGAAUUUUUCAGAAGGGUACAUCAGAAUUACGUUCUCGUCUUCAGGGCCUAACAACAACAUUACAAUUUACAAUAAACAAAGCUUUAGAAGAAUUUGUCGAUUGUAUUAAAAGUGAUCCUGACACAAAAAUGCCUAAAGAUGGUACAGUUCAUGAACUUACAAGCAAUGUUAUGAUUAUGCUGGAGCAAUUACAGGAUUAUAUGGAUAUGCUUGGGACUGUUCUUAAUAAUCAAGAUCUAGCUUCAUUUAAUGAUGAUGGAGAUAUAAAUAAGACUGCUUUAGCACGGUAUAUCAUGAGAGUAUUGUCAGCUCUGGGUUUAGCACUCCAGAGUAAAAGUGAGUCUUAUAAUGAUCCCUAUCUGAAGGCUAUUUUCCGUUUAAAUAAUCUUCAUUAUAUAUUAAAAGCAUUGCAAAGGACAAACUUAAUAGAAAUUGUUAGUAAAUGUAGUCCUGAUUUGGAAGAUUACUACAAUGAUCAAAUCUGUGAUCAAAAAAGAAUUUAUUCUCAAAGUUGGAGUAGAGUUCUUCAUUAUGUAUUGGAGAUUGAUAAACCAAUAUCAACUACUCUUACACAAGCUCCUACCUUGAAAUUAAAAGAUAAAGAUAGGCAGAAUAUCAAAGAUAAAUUUACAGGAUUUAAUAAAGAAAUGGAAGAAAUUUAUAGAAUUCAGAAAGCCUACGCUAUCCCAGAUGUAGAACUUCGAGAGAGUUUAAAACAUGACAACAAAGAAUUUAUACUUCCCAAGUAUCAAAUGUUUUAUGACAAAUAUGCAAGUUUCCACUUUACCAAAAAUCCAGAAAAAUAUUUAAAGUACCUUCCAGCAGAUGUUUCCAACAUGAUUGAUAAAUUUUUUGAUGCAGCAGCAUAAAAGAUAAAAGCAACUUAUAAUAUUUUAUUAUGAACUUUGUUAUUUGUAGAAUAA
Molecule: messenger RNA, 1566 nt
Organism: Centruroides sculpturatus (bark scorpion)
Lineage: Eukaryota; Metazoa; Arthropoda; Arachnida; Scorpiones; Buthidae
Product: exocyst complex component 7-like
Exons: 17
Coding region: 1-1512 (503 amino acids)
Biological process (GO): exocytosis
Cellular component (GO): exocyst
Molecular function (GO): phosphatidylinositol-4,5-bisphosphate binding
Source: RefSeq, a predicted model, not a curated record